AUGCAUUUGAAAAAUUCUUCAAUAAAUUCUACUCACGAUAGCAACGGUAUUUAUUCAUAUUUCAAAGCUCAAUCAUCUAAUAUUACUCCACAUGUAUCUGCACAUAAUAUUCUUCUUGUUCUACGUACGUCGAAAAGAACACAACACAUGCGUAUACCUCCUAUUUUAAAUACAUGGUUUCAAUUUUCUCCAACGACAACUUAUAUUACAACGAAUAGUGAUGCUACAUUUUUUCAACGUUACCUUUCGAAACAAUAUCACCAACAGGUAUAUUAUACGAAUUGUACACAAGCACAUUCUAUUCAUGAUUUAUGUUGUCAAAGUGCAUCAGAAUUUCAUAUUUAUUUUCAAAAUGAAAAUAAAUACGAAUGGUUAUGUCGUUUUGAUGAUGAUCAAUAUGUAAAUGUUCCAUUACUUAUAGAUUAUUUAAAACAAUAUUCGCCAAAUCAACAACCAUUAUAUAUUGGUAAACCAAGUUUAAAAGAACCGAAACGUGGCCGUGGUCUAGAAUUUUGGUUUGCUACAUAUGGUGGUGGAGUUUGUUAUUCAAAAUCUCUUCUACAUAAAAUUUAUGACGAUAUUCAACCGAAUAAAAAAUUUAUGGACGGUUGUGUAUCAUCGAAUUUUCCUGAUGAUACACAUAUAGCUUAUAUACUUCGAAAAAAAUAUAAUAUUAAUUUAACUGUUGCAAAUGAUUUUCAUCAUCAUAUCGAAGGAAAUUUAUUUACGAAUUUAACAAAUCCAUUAAAUAUUGAUCAAGCGAUUACAUUUGGUUUUAAAGGUAAUAAUGUUCCUCGAUUUUUACCUCUCAUUAAAAAUGAUGUAUAUCGUAUGCAAACAUUACAUUGUUUAUUAUAUCCAGAUAAAAAUUGUAUGCGUUUAUUAAGAAUUUUAUUAAAUCAAUUAUUUGAAGAAAAAUAUGGUUAA
This is a messenger RNA of Adineta steineri, 927 nucleotides long. The record is from the annotation of a GenBank genome assembly. Lineage: Eukaryota; Metazoa; Rotifera; Eurotatoria; Adinetida; Adinetidae.